UGGUGGAUCCGAAAAUACAAUAUUUUGUUUCCCCACCGGGCCAAUAACAUUACACGUACCGUGCUUCUGGCCAUUUUGGCUCAUCAGUUUCACCAGCCUCCGUUGCCACGUUGAGCCAGUGUUGGAAACUGGCGGCUGAAAGCUCUUCCUGUGCUACAUCCACCGUGAACUGUGAACUGUCACACUUCGUGAGUUCAUUCGCUAACAUGGCCGCCUCGUGGCUGCUGAAGAGAUGGUGCUCCACAGCUGCUACAGAGACAACCAAGGGCACAAGGUGGCAAAGACUGAUAAACAGUCGCGCUGGUGUAUGGUGCCGUAGUCUUUUAAGCGAUUAUAAGGAGGCUUGUCGUGAGGCAGUGCUGGGGGCCCGGGAGCGACCCCUUAAAGCCUCAGUCUCCUUGGGGCUUCUGGGAGGAAUGUACGCCUGCUAUUACACCAACCCUGAUGAUGCCUCCUUCGAGACCAGCCUGCUAGAAACCUCCAACCGUCUGGCUCUGCUGUCUCCAUGGAUACGCAGUGGCACCUCAGAUGGACUCGUCCAGACCCUUGUGAAACUGCGAAACGAGGGCAGGCUGCGCUAUGCCAGUCUGGGCAUUGCAUCUUUGACUUAUUACACAGAGUACGACUCCGAGUCCAGCCUGUAUGAGGCGCGUUGCUCGGCGAUCUCUGUGCCCUGGGCAGAACUGCCAAAGCGUGUGCUGGAUGUGGGCUUUACGGGACGCUGGUGGGUGCUUGAUCAUAAAAUAAUGGAUUUUGAUAUAAAUGAGGAGGAGUUCAAACAUCUUCCACCUGCUUUGGUGGCAACAGUCACACCGUCACCCCAGAUAACAGGAAGGAAUGAAAGGCUGCAUCAGGAAUCAUGGAAAGCCGUGGUGAUGGAAGAUGAGAGCGAUGAAUUAGAUGGUAUACAAAAAGCCAUGGACACACCUGUUAAAGGAAUAGAGAGCAACACAAUAAACAAAGCACAGACUUCUUGAUCAAUGUGUUAGCUUUAAUGCUGUAUCUCACAUAAAGAUGACCCUGAAGAAACAUGCUUGCUAGAAUCAGCUGUUGAUAAGAAAUGAAAAGUAAAGGACACAUUAACGGGAAUCAUUAUUAUAUUAUGUUUAUGGAAGUAAGCAAUAUAAUGUAGACUUGUCAUUUUUACUACAAAAAAUUGUGCAAGUAAGUGUGAUUGGUUGACUGCAAAUACAUUAAAUCAACUGCAGUGUAUGCUGACCUUGUUUUAUGCGACAGAAUAGCACUACAUAAACUGAUCAAAAAUAUAACUUUUAUACAAACUUAAUACUACAAUUUUUAUACAAUAAUUCUCAAUCUGUGAGAUAGAAAAACAAGUUUUUUUUUUGUCAUUUAAAAUAAUGGGGCAAUG
Molecule: messenger RNA, 1369 nt
Organism: Sinocyclocheilus anshuiensis
Lineage: Eukaryota; Metazoa; Chordata; Actinopteri; Cypriniformes; Cyprinidae
Exons: 2
Coding region: 207-977 (256 amino acids)
Biological process (GO): protein insertion into mitochondrial inner membrane
Cellular component (GO): TIM22 mitochondrial import inner membrane insertion complex
Source: RefSeq, a predicted model, not a curated record